Sporisorium graminicola is the source of this 1041-nucleotide messenger RNA. RefSeq lists its product as uncharacterized. Gene Ontology annotation, cellular component: endoplasmic reticulum membrane. Bases 1 to 1041 code for a protein of 346 amino acids. Gene Ontology annotation, biological process: protein folding. NCBI's taxonomy places the organism in Eukaryota, Fungi, Basidiomycota, Ustilaginomycetes, Ustilaginales, Ustilaginaceae. The record is from RefSeq and is a predicted model, not a curated record. The transcript has a single exon.
AUGGGCUUCUCCUUCGGCUCAUAUACCUCGAUCUGCGAUGAGGUGGCGAUGGUCGUCUGUCCGUUGCUCGGCACGUCCGGGCUCGGGCUCGAACCCAUCUGCUACUCGAGAAACGUCGAGAUCAACAAGACGAUCAUCUUCCAGCCCGCUACGUGCUUCAUCCACAUCGCCGCACUCGUCAUGACUGCCAUCAUGGUGUAUCACAUUCGUAGCAAGUAUACGGCGGUGGGGCGCAAGGAGAUCGUGCUCUUCUUCUAUCUGUUUGCCAUCUCGGAGGUAUUGGUUAUCUUUUUGGAUUCGGCGAUCGUCCCGACGUACUCGGCGGCGUACUUGUACUUGACGGCGGUCUACGUGGGGCUGAAGACGAGCAUAUUUUGGUGUUUGCUGAUCAAUGGCUUUGUUGGGUUCCAAUUUGCGGAGGACGGCACGCCCAAGUCAUUGUGGUUCUUGCGGGUGUCUUCGGUGGUGCUGUUCGGGGUGGGCAUGUUUGUGUCGGUUGCGACGUUCAAGGGCAUUGCAGGAAUGUCGCCGGUCAAGCAGACGGGCCUCUGGAUCGUCGAGCUCAUCUUCCCCCUGGCGUGCGUGCUCAUCUACACCAUCUCGCAGGUGCUCCUCGUCCUGCGAACGCUCGACGACCGCUGGCCGCUGGGCGACAUCACUUUCGGCGUGUUCUUCUUCGCCGUCGGGCUCAUUUUGAUGUACGGCUUUGGCGAGGAGGUGUGCCGCGCAGUCAAGCACUACAUCGACGGCACCUUCUUUGGGUCGUUGUGCAUGCUGCUCGCGGUCAUGAUGGUGUACAAGUACUGGGACUCGAUCACCAAGGAGGACCUCGAGUUCUCCGUGGGCAGCAAGCAAGCGGUGUGGGAGGUCAAGGACCCGCUUUUUGCCACGUCGAGCAGCGAGGGCGAUGGCACCAUGUUGGGCGCGGGUAGUGCGAUGACGCAUGACUCGUUUAGGGGGACCAGUCCGUCGAGGUUCGCGCAGCAGGGCCCGGGCAAGUCGCCGAUGGGUUAUCCGCCUGUGGGCAACUAUUCGCACUGA